AUGGUGCAAAGAAAGGAGAUAGCCAUCGAGCCUGGGAGCCUGCCUCUACCCCCCCCCUACGAUCCUGAGAUUAUGACGGUGGAAGAUACACAGCACCGUCCAGUACCGAAAAGCUUCGACGAGCUGAAGGAAAUCCGCAAGGGAGAAGAAGAUUGCAGCAAAGAAUUCUUCGACGACCCCGAUCUCACCAUUAAUGAUCACGCCAUUCCUAUUUCUGAAAGAUUUUUAACAGCCAUAAGUCUAUCGCGUCGUCAACCCUCCAAAGCGAAAAAGCCUCGACCGGGGAUUCUUUUCUUCCACGGCGGGGGUAGAGUCAUGGGGAAUGUGUUCACCGGUCUCAACAGUCUUACUGAUACCGUUAAGGAACUCGAUGCCGUUGUCAUAAGCGUCAAUUACCGCCUCUCGCCAGAUUACCACGGGACAGAAGUUGUGGAAGACUGCUAUGGCUCACUGGUGUGGCUUUCUCAGCACCUCGACCUUUUCAGGAUUAAUCCCAGGCAAUUCAUGAUUGCAGGAGUAUCAGCUGGUGCUGGUCUUGCUGCGGGUACAAUCCUCAUCGCGAGGGAUCGCAAAGGGCCUCAAGUCUGCGCCCAGCUCCUGAUGUGUCCGAUGCUCGACGAUCGAUGCAACUCUCUGUCUUGCUUGCAAUUUGAGAAUGGACGUGGAUUUUACACAGAGUGGGAUCGUUAUGCCUGGUCGUGUAUCCUUGGACGCGAGGCUGGUCAAGAAGGUGUCAGCCCCUAUGUUGCGCCUGCGCGCGCGACAGAUUUAUCGAGUCUUCCUAUUGCAUACAUUGAUGCCGCAUCUGGAGAGCCAUUUCGUGAUGAAGAUAUUGCGUAUGCCACCAAGCUAUGGGAAUGUGGUGUACAGGCGCACUUGCACAUUUGGGGUGGCGGGUGCCAUGGCUUCGAUUUAUUUUACAAGAGUGAACUUGGUCGCCAGGCAUGCGAGACACGUACCAAGUGGCUAAUAAAAUUCCUUCAUUCUCGAGGAUAA
This is a messenger RNA of Penicillium waksmanii, 996 nucleotides long. Its product is annotated as alpha/beta hydrolase. The record is from RefSeq and is a predicted model, not a curated record. Gene Ontology annotation, molecular function: hydrolase activity. The transcript has a single exon. NCBI's taxonomy places the organism in Eukaryota, Fungi, Ascomycota, Eurotiomycetes, Eurotiales, Aspergillaceae. The coding region runs from base 1 to 996 and encodes 331 amino acids.